AUGGCAAUCGAUGUCCUCGCGAGUUCUCUGUCCCUCGGCGCUGGCAAGGCCGCUGUUGGCAUGCCGCAGUCCGACAGAUUCGAAGAGCUUGUGCUGGAGAUGAAGAAGGUUCUUGGUCCGUCGUCAGGAUUGACUUCGGAUGAUGUAGAUGUUGACACCUUGACCUCCUUGAUGAUUGAUUAUGAUAGCAACGCUAUGGAAUGGGGCAAAUACGCCUAUGGUGAUGUCAGUCGAGGGUACACUCGUAACCUCGUCGACGAGGGCAACGGCAAGAGCAAUCUGUUGGUGCUUGUGUGGUCUCCUGGCAAAGGUAGUCCAAUCCACGAUCAUGGCAAUGCUCAUUGCCUGAUGAAAGUCCUGUACGGUAAUUUGACCGAAACACGUUACGCCUUUCCCGAAGACGAUGCGGAAGAAAAGCCCAUGACAGUUAUUUCCGAAAAGACAUACAAAGAAAACGGCGUCACUUACAUGGCCGACGAGCUCGGUCUUCACCGCGUCUCCAACAGAGGUAGCGACUUUGCCGUCUCUCUACACCUGUAUACUCCUCCCAAUGUGGCCAAAGAAGGUUGCCACAUUUUUGACGAAAGGACGGGCAAGAGCAGUCAUGUUCCCGGGUGCCAUUAUUUUUCAGCGUACGGUCGCUUGUUGAAACAACAAGGAUGA
Ustilaginoidea virens is the source of this 663-nucleotide messenger RNA. RefSeq lists its product as uncharacterized. The record is from RefSeq and is a predicted model, not a curated record. Bases 1 to 663 code for a protein of 220 amino acids. Gene Ontology annotation, molecular function: ferrous iron binding; cysteine dioxygenase activity. NCBI's taxonomy places the organism in Eukaryota, Fungi, Ascomycota, Sordariomycetes, Hypocreales, Clavicipitaceae. The transcript is spliced from 3 exons. Gene Ontology annotation, biological process: L-cysteine catabolic process.